AUGGCAUCCACACUUGCUCUACGCCGCGUAUGCGCUCCCUCUCUCACAAUCCGAUUCCUCCCCCCGCGCCUUCCCAAGGAGGAACAAGAAAUCUUCGAAGACCUUCAGCGCCGCUCAACUGGCGCUUUCAGCACACCGCAAGUCAAUCAGUCCCCGCAAGCCGAGAUCAAGGUCAACGGCAGUGGCGAGGAGCUCCACCCAGAUGCGCCUAAGGGCUUGAAGCCCGAAUUUGAAGGCGAGAAGAAUCCUAAGACUGGCGAAGUUGGCGGUCCUAAGAAUGAGCCUCUGCGAUGGGGCUCCGCAGGAGACUGGAGCUAUGGUGGCCGGGUGACCGACUUCUGA
Penicillium maclennaniae is the source of this 342-nucleotide messenger RNA. Its product is annotated as succinate dehydrogenase assembly factor 4. Bases 1 to 342 code for a protein of 113 amino acids. Gene Ontology annotation, biological process: mitochondrial respiratory chain complex II assembly. NCBI's taxonomy places the organism in Eukaryota, Fungi, Ascomycota, Eurotiomycetes, Eurotiales, Aspergillaceae. Gene Ontology annotation, cellular component: mitochondrion. The record is from RefSeq and is a predicted model, not a curated record. The transcript is spliced from 2 exons.